This is a messenger RNA of Symbiodinium sp. CCMP2456, 1293 nucleotides long. The record is from the annotation of a GenBank genome assembly. NCBI's taxonomy places the organism in Eukaryota, Dinophyceae, Suessiales, Symbiodiniaceae.
AUGGGUGAGGAAGAACUGGAUCCGCUUCCGGAGGAUGAGCAUCAAGUGCGUAUACCGUACUCUUUGGAGAUCACCAGUCAUACACCUGAGGGAAUGCCUACGCCACGGCACGUGGCUGAGCAGAUUGCUGUUGACAUGAUUGCCGAUGGGCAAGUCCGCAUGGAUGCAUGGGAAUUACUAUGCGACUGCCUUCCUAGCGGGGACCUUCGUAGGGAAGCCAGCACAGAUCACGCUGAUGGAAUGGGCUUCCUGAGUGGAGCCUACUCGCAAGGCCCGCUCCACGGCUUACGUCGCAACACGACGACAUUCCCCUGGGUAACACUUAUGAUCUGCAAGUACAUUCGCUCGUGUACAACUGAGGCCUUCACGAGCUUUGUGCUACAACGCAACACCAUGAUGCAGGCUCAUAGGGACCUCAACAACUCCCCUGCCAGCUGUAAUGUGGUGCUUCCAUGCUCAUCAUUUAAGGGUGGCGGCCUUUGGCUAGAGGCCCCCUCCGGCAACUGCCCAUCCAGAGAUGGCACCAUGCUUGGCAGGAUCCAAAACCUCACCUUGCCAGGUGCUGUCUUCCACCCACAUCUAUGGCAUGAGACACGACCAUGGCAGGGACAAAGGAUCACAGUCGCAAUCUACACCAUCAGGGCCGUGGCCGAUCUUGAGCCGAGCCAUCUCCACACAAUGUGGCAACUGGAGUUUACUCCACCGAUUAUCCCGCCACGGUCCCCUCCCCACGAUCCAACCGACAACGACACCUCACAGGACAAGGCGGUGGCCACGGCAACAAAUCAUUUGGAGGAGGAGGCAAUGGAGGAGGUGGAUACCAGCGCUCCAAUCGAGGAGGAGAUGCAUGAGCGGCUGACCAUCCUUCGAGGAGAUGCCCAACGGCGCACCAGCAUGGAGAAGCUGGGGUGGAUCAAGGGUGAGAAUUUCCAGCGUCUCAAGUGGGACCCGAAGCUCAAGAAGAAUGUCAUCGAUGAUGAGGAAGGAUUGUCGGAGAUCACGUAUGAAGACGUGUUGGCGGUGCUCCGGUCCAUGAUGACGCGAUGCAACACGGUGGAGGCGCUCCUGCGCUUCCACCCGACGAGGCCCAUCACGGAGCAGAUGCACGAGGGCACGUUGGCAUUCUUGCUGCAGUUUUCGCUGCAGAAUGAAUCCGGGAUGCAGCUUUAUGCGGACAUGAGUCAGCUGUGCCACUGCGGGUCUACGAUGGUUUGUGGCAUAGAGGUGAAAAAGGAAAGGAACAGCAGAAACCAGCUGGCAAAUCAGAUCAGCAGGCUGCUCAAUUCCUUGUGA